Stereum hirsutum FP-91666 SS1 is the source of this 3034-nucleotide messenger RNA. RefSeq lists its product as uncharacterized. The record is from RefSeq and is a predicted model, not a curated record. The transcript has 5 exons. Lineage: Eukaryota; Fungi; Basidiomycota; Agaricomycetes; Russulales; Stereaceae. Gene Ontology annotation, biological process: negative regulation of rDNA heterochromatin formation; negative regulation of silent mating-type cassette heterochromatin formation. Gene Ontology annotation, cellular component: Rpd3L complex; Rpd3L-Expanded complex. Bases 85 to 2397 code for a protein of 770 amino acids.
GGAGAGUUUGGUGACCAGAUCGCGGAGGUCAUUUGUCUGAGAGAGAGCGCACGGCCCUCCUUCGCCCUUCCCCUUUCACCACCCAUGGCUCAGACGGCGACGAUGGGCCCCCCGCUCUCCCCUCGCGAAACUCGUCGUUCAGGCCGUCGCUCCGCACCGUCACACUCGACAUCCACCUCGACAUCCCCAGACUCUGCCCCCGACCUCGCCAACACCCCGACCAACAACGGCGCCCCGGCCCACAACGCUCAAGGCAACAACCACAGACCGGCACUCACAUCCACCAACAGUUCGUCUCGCAACAAACGCAACAAACGCGACGGAACGGACGACACUGCUCUGGACGAGCCCCACAAGAACGGCCCAAACACGGUAGCCCCCUCCGUCGCCGCCCAGAACGGUCGCUCCAAGCGCAAGGGGAAGGAAAAAGAUAGACUCGUCAUCGAGGAGAUUCCAGUCGAGUUUCUCUCUCCUCAGAUCGAUACGCCCACGGACGUGGCCAUGGAUCUCCUCGACGCUCCGCCGGAGGAGGACUCAGUUACGCGGUGCGUCUGCGGCAGCACCGGCAAUGGCGACGAUGAUGCCGAUGCAGGAGAGUUCAUGGUAAUGUGCGAGAUCUGUAAUGUCUGGCAGCAUGGUCUCUGUAUGGGCUAUAACGACGCGGAAGAGCUGAAAAACCGCGACUACUACUGUGAGCAAUGCAAACCUGAACUUCACCAAGACCUUCUCAAGAGGCUCGCCAAACGCCCUCGUCACUCCUCCGCCGCAUCCCACCAUAAUCCCACCUCCGUCCAACGCAACUCGCGAUCGCACUCGCCCACCCAAUUGCUCAAACCCCCCAAACGCCGCAAUACGAUGAACAGCCGCGAUGCUGCCUACGACGAAAGCCUGAAGGCGAUCAUGGAGGCCACCGCAAUUGAAGCCGCUCGCGAUACCAAACGAUCUUCCGCCUCUGUCAGUGGCAGUGUGAACGGGCACGGAGACGCCAAUGACGAUCAGCAACCAGCACCGUCGGCGUCUACGCCCGGUCCUGGAGCUGGCCCAUCGAUGGAGGCGCCCAACGGACGGAAGAAGCGAAAGAGGACCGAGGAGGAUGCGUUCCUCGAAUCGAAUAAGCGGACGAGGUCUUCCUCUACGCCCUCAGACCAUCACGCCGCCAUCAGCGCUGCUACCGCCGCCGCCGCCGCCGUCCCCGCUCCGUCCAGCGCAGCGCAGGAGCAACGUGACGUGACGCCAAGCGCCCCUAUCCCCACCAACAAGAACGCAUCUGCCAGCAUGCCUCCCCCGGCCCCCAAGGCUGCUGCCGCAUCUCGGCGGAGAGGAGGUCGAAAGUCCGCUGUGCAGCAACAGCAAGAAAUCGCGGCGGCCGAAUACGAGGAAGGAGGUACAGCGGCGAAUCUACCGGCCAACGCUUCUUCAUCCGCUGGACCCAGCAACUCCCGACGCACGUCCAACAACAACGCACGCUCGAAGAAUACGUCCACGCCCUCGCGUCGUGGAGCGGGCGGCGGAGGCGGCAGCGCUGGCGCUAAACAAGACUCGGCGCGCGCUUCCAGAGGAGGAAAUAACGCCAAUAACGCGACCAGCGGUAACAACAACAUCCUUAACGCCGGUGCGGAAGACGGGCCCGGGACACCUGGUGUCUUGACGCGGACGCCGUCGUCGAGGGCUCAGGCCGCUGCCCAGAAUUCCUCUGUCAGUGGAGGUGGAGGUCCGAACAGUGGUGGAGGGGGAGGGAGUGUGGGAGGUGGAGGGGGACAGGGAGCGAGAGCGUAUCUGAACUCGCAUGCGUAUUUUGUUUCGCAGCAGUCGUUGCUCACGUCUUGGAACCUACCGGAUUAUCUGGCGCAUUUGGAACAUAUAUUGCCGACGGAGGUUCCGAGGCCGCUCGAAGUGCCGGGUUCGGGGUUCGGUUCCUCGACUGGGACGGGCUUUGGGCUGGGACACGGACAUGGACACGGACACGGACAUGGGCACGGGCAUGCAGGGAGGGGAGAGUCGAUGGAGAGGACGAUGGAGAGGGGGGUGAAGGUGAAGUGGCCCGGGAAGAGGAUGAGCGUGGGAGAUAUGAAUAAGAGGGUGAAGGCGCUGAUUGAUUGGGUUGGGAGGGAGCAGGCGAAUGAUAUGGAGAGGACGAAAAGGCGGGAAGCGUUGAGGGCGGUUGUGAAGGAGAAUACGGCUCUCCCUGCGGAUGAGGGUAUGGUCUUCGGAGAAGAUGGAGCACCGUUGGUGGAGUCGCCUUUGCAGGAGAAGGUGGCGAGACUGGGUGGGGGAGCGAGCGAAGAGACGUCGUCGAUGAGGAUGAUGGAGGAGUUGAUGGAGGAGUUGAUCUCGUUUCAGGAGAAGUUUGGGCCGGGGGCGGCAAAAACGAGGGAGAGGAGGGCAGGGGCUUCAUGACCUCUUCUACUCACUCGUCCUUUCCUGGUUCCAUCUGCUGUGAUGCUUUGAUGCUUAUCCCUCCCUUUCUCCCCGUGCAUCGUUCCUCGUUCACCCCUCCACUCCACCUUCCAUCCAUUCAUCCAGCCAUCCAUAGCAUUUUAGUCUACUCACUUUUAUCCUCAUCAUUGUUUAUAUAUCCCUAUUCUUCCUUCUAUUGUGUGUGCUCCCACGCCUUCUUCUUCUUCUUCCUUCCUCUUGUUUAGAUCUUCCACGUCUUGACCUUGAUCUCCCGCACCCCUGCUUUUUCCGUCCCGUUCUCCCCUCGCGUCUGUUGUUCCCUCCCCUCUCCGUCCUCCGUCCUCCGUUCUCCAUGCUGCUACCCUUCCCAUGCCCAUGCCUCCCAUGCCCGUCCAAGUCUGCACGACCCAUCGAUGCCUGAUGCCUGAUGCCUUGCCUCGCUCGCCUUGUACUGCUACUAUCACUGUUAUCUACAUUAUAUCAUCAUCAUCAUCAUCACCAUCAUCAUUUCUCCCCUCCUCGCUUCUCCCGCAGUUCAGUCGUAGUCCUGAGUCCUGACUCGGACGGAUCCUGACCAGUCCUAGGCCUGUCGGGUCCUGACCUACCCUGCUUUUCUUUCUGUUCUGAGUUUUCUUUU